Rhodotorula toruloides NP11 is the source of this 1461-nucleotide messenger RNA. RefSeq names its product actin-like protein ARP6. Lineage: Eukaryota; Fungi; Basidiomycota; Microbotryomycetes; Sporidiobolales; Sporidiobolaceae. The record is from RefSeq and is a predicted model, not a curated record. The transcript has 10 exons. Gene Ontology annotation, molecular function: nucleosome binding. Gene Ontology annotation, cellular component: Swr1 complex. The coding region runs from base 1 to 1461 and encodes 486 amino acids.
AUGCAGCUCCCUCCGCUCCCGUCGACCAGUGCAGCGCCUCAGCCGCGUGUAUUGGUCCUUGACAACGGCGGGCACUCGAUCAAGGCGGCGUGGGCGCACGCUGGGUCGUCGGCCGUCGCUUCCGAACCAGUGGUCGAGACGUAUAGGAAUGCGAUUGCGCGGAGUAAAGCGGCGAAAAGGUCGUUCGUUGCGGACGAGUUGGCGGACGAGUGCGACGACUUUGGAGGGUUGACGUUCCGUGUGCCGAUGGAGAGGGGAAUCCUGAACAACUGGGAGGUCGAGAAGACGGUGUGGGACCACGUGUUUGGCUCACGAGGACGAGGAAUGAACAUCGCCCCGCAACACACCAAUCUCCUCGUCACCGAGCCAGUCUUCAACCUCCCGAAUGUGCAAGAUCACUACGACCAGAUCGUGUUCGAGGAAUACGAGUUCUCGAGCUACUUGCGGUGUCCAGGUCCCGCCCUCGUACCAUACGGACUCGACGCGCGAGGCUCGCCGACCGCACCCGUACCCGAGUGCGCUCUUAUCAUCGACUCAGGCUUCUCGUUCACGCACGUCGUCCCGGUCUUGCGGGGGCGGAUAGUCACGAAUGCGGCGCGACGAAUCGACAUCGGCGGCAAGCUCAUGACCAACUACCUGAAGGAGAUCGUCUCGUACCGACACUGGUACAUGAUGGAUCAGACGUCGGUGAUGGAGCACGCAAAGGAGGAGGCGUGCUACGUCUCGACGCAGUGGAAGCAGGAUCUCGAGACGGCCAACCGCGACGGCAACCCCCUCGUCCGCACCUACGUCCUGCCGGACUUCCUCCCCGACUCGACCAACAAGCUCGGCUACGUCCGCUCGGGCCUGACUCCUCCUCCAGCCUCUCCUCCACCCGUCGACCCGUCCGCGCCGUACAACGCCCCGCAGCCGGAGAAGGACGAGGAGCAGCUGUUGUACCUCUGCAACGAGCGGUUCAGCGUGCCGGAGGUCUUGUUUAACCCGUCGACAAUUGACAUGAACCAAGCCGGACUCGCCGAAACCGUCGGCCUCUGCAUCUCGCUCCUCCCGCUCGACUUGCAGGGCAUGUUCUGGAGCAACAUCGUCUGUGUCGGAGGGAACGCCGCGUUCCAGGGCUUUGGCGAGCGAUUACAAAGCGAACUGCGCUCCGUUGCACCGCCAGAACAUGUCGUUAACGUCACCAUCUCACGAUCACCUACCACUUCCAUCGCCUCCUCCGCCGCCUCCUACCUCUCUCUCGGACACAACUCCCGCUCACACGCCCACUUCCCGACACCGCUCUCGCCCUCCUCCUUCGUCACGCGACAAGAAUACCUCGAAGCGGGCUCGAACGCGUGCAGAAGGAAGUUUGGGGCGUUCUACUGGAGUGGAGGGAAGAAGGGGGACAAGGAGGUCAGGAUGGCCGCGAGGGGGGAGAUGGACGGGUACCAUGCGGGAGCGGACGGGAUGGUGCUGGGUUGA